AUGGCAUCGAUGUCCUUGGUUUUGCAGGAUGAAAUUGAGCAUCCGGGAGUGAUUAUUGCGAGCUUUGGUUUCAAAACUGAAGUAGAUGGUGAUUCUACUAAUGAUCAUGUUUUCAUGAUAAGGCCAUUUCUAGUCGAGUUGCACAGAUUAAAUCUCAAGAAACAAACCACUUCUGUCAUAUCGAAGUUCGAGACUAAAUACAGAAUAGUGGCCGCAAAUCACAUUCUUUCGGAUGGCCAGAAGGGUGAAUGGUUACUUCUAUUGAACGAAUUGAAUCAGCUAAUGGUAGUAAGCCCAACUCUUAUAGACUCCAAUCAGUUGAAACUAACCGUCAUUCAAACCUUUCAUAUUCACGAUUACCUCAAUAGACAGAAUAAUGUAGUUGACGUUGAUAAGGGGAUCUUGACUGUUCCCUCAUCAACACCCUCACUUGAAGUGGAUCCGCAGCAGAGGUUCAUUAUAGUACACUCCUGCCGAUGCUUUUUAUUGGUAUUUGAACUUCGCCCAAGUAAACUCGAUCUGGCAGAGAGAGCUAGCAAGAACAGGCCUCCAAAACAGGUGGAAAAGAAUUCGAAAGCGGCUCUUUUAAAUGCCUUCAAGGUGUUCGAGGACCCCUACGUUGUGACCGUUGGUUCUGAUCCGAUAAUCUCAAUAAGAUUCUUAAGCGGUCCGUCUGAAGUUGAUAACGUGAAUAAUUUUUGGUUUGGCAUGAUCACAAGGGAUAUAAGUUUAAGGUACUCUCUUGAAUGGUACAGAAUUUACAAGCUGCGACGGUUAUCGGUAAAGAAAGUGAAAAAAAUGACACCACUGGAUUCUAAGCCAACACUUGUUUAUUCCCUUUCCGGGUGCAAUGCUCUACUUAUCGUUUGUGGACUUAUACAGUAUUGCUAUCCUGCUCCUAACUGUGAAAUGCAUUGUCAAUUGGAUGACGUCAAAACAGUUGGAAGCUAUGCAAAGAAGAGGUUUGUGACCGUUGAGGCCAGCAGCGUCGCUGUAUUUGUUUCAGCCUGUAAUAUAAGUACAACACGGCUGUUAUUAUGCUCUCAGAAAGGUGGCUAUUAUAUACUCGAGGUGAAGGAAAAGACCGAAAAGAGUAGGACGAACAAUUCUUCUAUAUCAGAGAGACUAGAUCCAGACAAGAUGAUACUUCCCUCCGAAAAAAACGAAUGCUUUGAUUUGGAGAAAUGGGAAGUAUGCAAAUGUGGAGAAGAGGGGCUGAGAUGUGACUACUUGAUCGGCACAAGUGCAAAAGAUUCCUUUUUUGGGGUCUCUGCGCUAGGCAGCUUUGGUUUUUCCAAGAUCAGUAGCCCGAGCCAGAGUUUGAAAACGGUUACUACUUACCAAUGCUUACCGGUAAUUUUUCUUUCCUCACAUAACUCGCAAAGGAUGAUGUAUGCUAAAGGAAACUACCAAGGUACGUAUUUGAAUUAUGGCGAAGAAACAUUGAAUAUACCGGAUGCAGCUGUGCGAAAAGUGAUUCUCAUGGAUAGUACGCUAUUUGGACUACUAUUUGUAGUUUUGACGGAAUCGCAUAUUGCAGAUGAUACUAACGAUCCUGAUUCUAUGAACAUUCAGGACCGUAUUACUAUUUAUGAUUCCAACUUCAAGAAAAUAUCAUGCUAUGAAUUCGAUCCUGGCCGUAACUGUGUCGAUCUUCUUUCAUUGGAAGGCUUCAAGUGCCAUCUUGAUGAAAAUGAUGAGUCUCUUACAGGUUUGGACAAUCAGAUGUCUAAUUCAUUCCUUGCAGUGAGCACUUUCUUGGAUGAUACGAACGUGGAAAAGAGUGAGAUCUUAUUUUUCAUCAUUGAAGAUGACAGUGCUGAUAUGCUACGGCUGAGUACUAUGGCCAUCCUUAACAAAGAGCUUAAUCAAAUCCUGAAGUUGAAUGAAAAUAAAUGUCUUCUAUUGGGACCUCAUAGUAUGUUUUGGAUUACCAUAACAGCAUCCCAAAAAGAGGAGUCAAUUUGCUACAAGAUAGUUUUGGCAAGCAAAUGUUUAGGCUUGCCAUGCGGAUACAUUACUCAGGUAGCUAAGUUGGAUUCCGAUGGUAAAGAGUUAUUGGUUGCAGACUCGAUUGAAGGCCUCUACUAUGUGAAAUUUCACGAUUCCGCCGAUAAAAUAACAAAAGUUACAAGAAUUCUCUCUGGUGUCAAUAUUACUACAUUUGCCAUGAUUUGCAGGGAUGGUAUUGCUGUUUGUGAUCUUUUGGGAAACUUUUAUUUAUUACUGAUAGAUGAUAAGAAACAACUUUCUAUCGUGACUCAGCUCAAUUUGAUGGCUGGAGCAAUAGGUGCUAUUGAUUCCACUCUGACUAUGAGAGAUGUCCGUUUGAAGGACCUCUUCAGUAAUGAAAGUGCAAAAUCUUCGAUUUGCACUGUUGGAACAAAUGAAGGUGCUGUAAUUGGCAUCUACGGAGUCGGACGAAACCAUAAUAUAAACACGUUGACUAAUUAUCAGAGCUACCUAGGAGUUCACUACUCGAAUUUGAUAGACACCGACCCCAAUAAGAACGAAGACAACGAGAAGAAAAAAUGGAAGACAAUGGAGCUACCGUCUUCCACCAAAGAAGCCAAGAUGAAUUUGGAGGUGCACACACAGAUGACCCUCGAUAGUUGGUAUCAGAACGAAUCCUUCAUAGAACAGAAAUUUCUCAGACUCUUACCAGGAUACAACUUUCUGAGAAUCCAUAACGCCUUUGAGAAUACUCUCCCUGAAAUUUCAAUAGUUGAUAUUAGAUACAUAAAGCUGAAGACUAUCUUGUACGGAGUCACCAAACCUAAAGAUAUAGAGGACUUUGAUUAA
Molecule: messenger RNA, 2802 nt
Organism: Brettanomyces nanus
Lineage: Eukaryota; Fungi; Ascomycota; Pichiomycetes; Pichiales; Pichiaceae
Exons: 2
Coding region: 1-2802 (933 amino acids)
Cellular component (GO): nucleus
Molecular function (GO): nucleic acid binding; protein binding
Source: RefSeq, a predicted model, not a curated record